Messenger RNA from Chrysemys picta bellii (western painted turtle), 1755 nucleotides. It is a transcript of the gene CIMIP4, whose product is annotated as ciliary microtubule inner protein 4. Lineage: Eukaryota; Metazoa; Chordata; Testudines; Emydidae. The record is from RefSeq and is a predicted model, not a curated record.
GUUAUGCUCUCCCAUGAGAGGUUCUGAGAAAUCCCAGCUGGGUUAGGAACUACUGAAGCCAAGUUACCAACUCCCCCAAAGAAAUGGGUAGCACAGCCUUGUGGGGAAAGCACAGGGCUGGACAUCAAACAUGGUAGGUUCUAAUCCUGUGUGACCUUGGGCAAAUCACUUAACCUCUCUUUCCUAUUCUGUAAAAGGGGGGUAAUGACACCUCCCUCCUGGGGAGUGUAUGAGGCACAGUUAACACCAUCUGGAGAUGCUUGGGUGGAAAAUGCAGUAGAAGUGCUAAGUCCUAUUAAUUAUUAUUUUAUUAUGUGAGCCACUAAGGAUCCCCACACACGUGCUGAAAACUGUUGGGCCUGUGCUCUUUCUGAGACAUGAGCUUUUUCCCCCAAAGAUAAAACCGAACUGUGCCUUGUUUAUUUUGGUUCCCAUAGUAACUACAGCUCAUAGAUGGGGAGGGUUGUUCCCUAGCAACCAUCCCUGAUGCUUACUCUUAGUUCCACCUCUUUGCCUGCACUUCUGGACUUCAGCAGGACCUGCCUGGUUAGACGAAUCACUUUGUCAUCUCAACUGAGACCAUGGAACAGGAGGUGCCUAUGACCUCAGCCUCCCUUACACCUGCUGCAGCGAAACAUGAGUCUGUGCUAGCCCACGACCCAUCAGUGGAACCUGGAGAUGGCAACAAGGAGCGCAUCCUGGCUGGGGCACGGGCCAGCAGCAAGAGAACCUCCUUGAAAAGUUCCAGUAGAACCUCCUGGAAGAUCUCCAAGAACCCUACAGAUAGCAGAACACCCAUGAGUUCUCCUCAAGUCAAAUCCCAGGCAUCCCCCUCUGCACAGCAUCUACACACCAGAAGCUAUAGUAAACAGAGUCUCCGGGCCAAAACUCCUUCUGCAUGGCAUCAUCUCACCAGAGAAGGAGGAGAAGAAGGCCGGGAUGUCUCAGGUGCCAAGGAACCAGCAGUGGGGCAACAUCAAAGAGGGAGGACAGGAAGUCUCCUACAUCUUGCAAAGUCUACCCAGAAGGAGGCAGAAAGUGUCCAAGCCUACUCAGAUGGCAAAGAACCAGUAGCAGGGCAACAUCGAUCGCUGGGGCCCAGGAUGCCUGGAUCUCCCCGAAAGCCCACCAAGACCAGCCACAAGGAAGCGAGGGAAUUCCGGAAUGGCUUAAGUGCAAAGGAAUCCUUAGCAUCAAUAGGGCAAGACGUGAAAGCAGAGGGGAAGCUCUUUCAGGAGAAGAAAAGCAGCAUAAUCCCAAUUAACAUCAAACACAAGUUCGGGAGCAGCAUCGUGGAUGAGCUCGUCACCGAGGAACAGGCGCGUCGUGCUCUGUGUGAGGCUGGACUGAUCGAGGGGCAGAAACGACUCAGCAACCGGGCCCCUAAGACACCAGAGAAUCCCAUGGCCACCACAUCCUUUGCUGAUUAUUAUGAACUGGGUUACAACCUGAGGUCAAACAUCUUCCAAGGUGGCCCAAUAGAGAGUAAGAGCCUGAUGAAGGAUUCCUAUACCCCAGAUGUGAUUCAAAGGGCAGUCAGAGACCCCAAGCACUGGCAUGGAAGGAAAACCGAUGACCUAGGACGAUGGCACCAGAAAAAUGCCCUAAACCUUAACCUGCAAAAAGCUUUGGAGCAGAAAUACGGAGAGAAGACCAAAGGUACCAAAUCCUAGAAGGCAAAAGACAGAGAAGCAAAGCGCUCUCCGAAAGGGACCCUGCUCUCCCUAGCGCUAGAAUAAACCUCCGUGCAGCCUC